AUGAUUAGCGAUAAUAAAGAACCCACAAUCUAUCGUCGCAAGAAGACCAAGAACACCAAGAAAAAUAGGCGCGUCAAGUUUUUAUGUCCUAAUCCGAAUUGCCGGAGCGCUUUUGGGUUGAAAUACAGCUUGCGGCACCAUCUUCGCCACGAAUGCGGCCAGAAGCCCAGGUUCAAGUGUCCCUACUGCCACUACAUAUGCAAGCGCAAGACCGACAUAAAAAGGCACAUUCAAGCCAAGCAUAAGAACCACUAUGUCUAUGUCAUCGAUAUUGUUCGGAAUGUUGUUUAUAACAAAGAACCCACAAUCUAUCAUCGCAAGAGGACCAAGAACACCAAGAAAAAGAGGUGCGUCAAGUUUUCGUGUCCUAAUCCGAAUUGCCAGAGCGCUUUUGGGUUGAAAUUCAGCUUGCGGCACCAUCUUCGCUACGAAUGCGGCCAGAAGCCCAGGUUCAAGUGUCCCUACUGCCACUACAUAUGCAAGCGCAAGGCCGACAUAAGAAAGCACAUUGGGCGCAAGCAUAAGAACCGUUAUGUCUAUGUCAUCGACAUUAUUCGGAAUGUUGUUUGUUAG
This is a messenger RNA of Temnothorax curvispinosus, 573 nucleotides long. Its product is annotated as zinc finger protein 64-like. NCBI's taxonomy places the organism in Eukaryota, Metazoa, Arthropoda, Insecta, Hymenoptera, Formicidae. The coding region runs from base 1 to 573 and encodes 190 amino acids. The record is from RefSeq and is a predicted model, not a curated record. The transcript is spliced from 3 exons.